AUGAUAGUGUUCAUCUUCCUGGUUGCGAGGCUAAGCUCAGAAACUGAAUCCUCUUCCCAGACAAACGACUGUGCACAUUUAAGGCAGCAAUGCUUGAUUGAUACGAACGGCUGUGAGCAGUCAUGGAGAUCAAUGGAAGACACCUGCAUUGUUCCAGGUGACUCCUGCAAGAUAAAUAAUUCACCACAUUGUAACCUGAGUAUCCAGUCUUUGGUGGAAAAAGAUUUCCGAUUUAAAGAGUGUCUUUGUAUCGAUGACCUCCACUGUACAGUGAACAAACUUUUUGGGAAAAAAUGCAUCAAUAAGACAGAUAACACGAAAAAGGAUAAUAUAUACAAAUGGGAUCUAACUACUCCUUUGUACCAUGGAUUCAAAGAGAUGCAGUCUUGUUUGGAAGUGACAGAGGCAUGCGUAGGGGACGUGGUUUGCAAUGCACAAUUGGCCCUUUACCUUAAAGCAUGCUCAGCGACUGGAAAUCUGUGUGAUGUGAAACACUGCCAAGCAGCCAUACGGUUCUUCUAUCAAAAUAUGCCUUUUAACACUGCCCAGAUGUUGGCUUUCUGUGACUGUGCUCAAUCUGAUAUACCCUGUCAGCAGUCCAAAGAAACCCUUCACAGCAAGCCAUGUGCUCUGAACAUCGUCCCACCCCCCACUUGCCUCAGUGUAAUUCACACUUGCCGAAAUGAUGAAUUAUGCAGGACACACUAUCGAACAUUCCAGUCAGAAUGCUGGCCCCGUGUGAUAGGGAAGUGUCAUGAAGAUGAGACCUGCAUGAGCACAUUAGGCAAGCAAGAUCUUACUUGUUCUGGGAGUGACAGCUGCAAGGCCGCCUACCUGGGAACCUUUGGGACAAUCCUUCAAGUUCCCUGUGCUUGCAGGAGCAUUACCCAGAAUGAAGAACCUUUAUGCAUGACUUUCCAGCACAUGCUUCAUAGCAGAUCAUGCUUCAAUUAUCCAACUCCUAAUGUCAAAGACAUUUCCUCAUAUAAAAGAAAGCAUUCAAAGGAAAUUACUCUGAGUGGGUUCAAGGCUCCCUUCAACGGAGAACUAGUCUAUGUUGUGCUGUGCAUGAUCACUACCUGUGGAAUUCUUUUCUUGGUGAUGCUCAAGUUGAGGAUAGCAAGUAAAAAAAGAGAGCCCUCACCUAUUGAAAUAGCUGGAGGUGUCAUCACUCAGUGA
Microtus oregoni (creeping vole) is the source of this 1179-nucleotide messenger RNA. RefSeq names its product GDNF family receptor alpha like (gene Gfral). The transcript is spliced from 9 exons. Lineage: Eukaryota; Metazoa; Chordata; Mammalia; Rodentia; Cricetidae. Gene Ontology annotation, molecular function: signaling receptor activity. The coding region runs from base 1 to 1179 and encodes 392 amino acids. The record is from RefSeq and is a predicted model, not a curated record. Gene Ontology annotation, biological process: nervous system development. Gene Ontology annotation, cellular component: signaling receptor complex; external side of plasma membrane.